Messenger RNA from Abrus precatorius (Indian licorice), 1473 nucleotides. RefSeq lists its product as uncharacterized. The coding region runs from base 160 to 1230 and encodes 356 amino acids. The transcript is spliced from 5 exons. The record is from RefSeq and is a predicted model, not a curated record. Lineage: Eukaryota; Viridiplantae; Streptophyta; Magnoliopsida; Fabales; Fabaceae.
AGAGAGAGAGAGAGAGAGCGAAAGAGAGAGAGAAAUAACACGCUGUUGUGUUGGUGUGCGUGUCGUGCAGUUCAUCUGGGUUGGGUUGGGGGUUUCAAUUUCAAUUUCAAUUUCAUUUCGAAUAUCAAAUUUCAAUUAUAGCGCGAAGAAGAAAGGUGUAUGGCGGCACCGAACAACAACACGACGGCGAAACCAGGAACCCUAGGCGUAGGCGUGGCCGCUACUCCGCCUAAAUCCCAACGCGGCCAUAACAAACCAAAGUGCAAGCAGUGCGGCAAUGUGGCUCGUUCAAGGUGUCCCUACGAAUCAUGCAAGAGUUGCUGUUCCAGAAACCAAAAUCCCUGUCAUAUUCAUGUGUUAAAAGCUACUUCAACUUUUCCUGAUAAGACACCAUCUUCUGGUGCUGCUCCACUUGAUCAGCAAUCCUUAGAACAACCUCAGUCAACAAGUGCAGGUAGAGUUGCAUCACUUCGACAACUUUCCAAUAGUUUUGCUCAGUUCAAUAGUUUGCAUCUUUCACUUCGUUCAAAGAAGCCACUAACUAGAAAGGAUGCUGAAGCUAUAAAUGAAUGGAGAUUUUCUAAGUUAAAAGAAUAUAAGGAGCGGAAUAUUGAAGUGGAAAAUGAAGCUUUCGAUCGAUACAUGCUGAAUGUAGAUUUAUUAGAAGAAGUAUUAUCUGUAAAGUCUUUGGAUGACAAUGUAUCCUCUGCACUGGAGUCUAAUCCUACUCCAGAGAGCAGUGAGGUAAUGAUCCCUGGGUUAAAAUUGCAGCUAAGAUCAAAUACAAUGAGAAGUGAUGGGUUGAGAAUGAGAAUACAACAAAUUGUAGAUGAGGGAUUAAAGAAGCUUCAGAAACGUGCUGUAGAUGGUGACAUCAAUGAAUCAAUUGAUGAUGAAGCUAAGAAAGCUUCAAAAAGGGGGAAGAGGGUCGAAAGGUUAUCAGCUAUAAGUGAUCUUAUGGAUAAGAUUAAUAAAGCCCGAACUGAGGAGGAUUUGAAGUCAUGCUUGGAGAUGAAAGUCCAACUCUUCAAUUCAGAAGAAGGCUCUGCCUUGAUAGACCUUAAAGACAAUGAAAUCCUUAAGAAUCAAACUGCUGAAACUGAUGAGGUACAAGCCAAAGAAUUGGAUUAUUCUUUACCAAAAUUGAUUGGUACCACCGAAAUUGAUCAAGAAACUCUCAACACCGUAGACAAACACUUUUCUUCCCUUGAGCAUGUAGAGAAGUUAUGAAGCUAGAUUUCUAAUUAACACCUAGCUUCUUGAAAGAAACAAAUAUCUGAAUGUUGUACUGUUCUAGGAAAAUGCUCUCUAAUUAGAAUUAGAUAGUCAAAAUGGAGCCAAAAGAUGUUUUAAAAAUUAAACUGGACAAUUAAACCUGUUGAAGUUUGAACCGGUUAUAUUUUCAAUUUUGAGCACUGUCCAAUUUAAUUACGGUUCAACAACUCUUUUUAUCGGAUUAAUCAAAUUAUGAUU